Messenger RNA from Phlebotomus argentipes, 979 nucleotides. Its product is annotated as serine protease 1-like. The record is from RefSeq and is a predicted model, not a curated record. Gene Ontology annotation, molecular function: serine-type endopeptidase activity. The transcript has a single exon. NCBI's taxonomy places the organism in Eukaryota, Metazoa, Arthropoda, Insecta, Diptera, Psychodidae. The coding region runs from base 60 to 812 and encodes 250 amino acids. Gene Ontology annotation, biological process: proteolysis.
GGGUCAUCCAUGGAACAGCAGCAUUUUUCAAUGAAUUCCCCUAUCAAGUUAAAAUAACCAUGCUUGGACUGGUUUUGAGUGCUAUUCUCAUUCUUGGUUCGUGUUCCGGGAGCAUUAUAGGAACAAAUUGGGUCAUCACAGCUGCACACUGCCUCGCAAGACAACCUGUAAGUUGGCCUGCACUCUUACAAAGCAUCAACCUAACACUCAUUCUCUUGCAGGAACCUUUGCCUUACUUGGUAAUCGCCGCUUCCCUUGACCAGGCCGAUGGUCUUCAGUCGCAGCUGGUUUUACUCGUAGACUUUGUCUUCCAUCCAAACUACAAUUCGCCAGGUCUCGGUGAGGACAUAGCCCUCAUAAGAACCGGCGCAUGGAACUUUAUCAAUCCCUUCAUCAGGCCCAUCGAGCUGCCGCCCUAUAAUCCUAACAUCAACCAAUACAACGGACAAAUUGUUAUCGCUUCUGGCUGGGGUCCUACCACAGACACCGAAAUUGGGGCGCCAAGUUCUAUACUUUACAAGAUAGAGGAGCAAGUGAUUGACAGAGCCGUCUGCGCAAAUGAUCUGGGCGCCUCCAUUCCCUCGUCAGCCAUGUGCGCCGUGGACAUGACUGAUCCCAUUGGUUCUGUCUGCUCUUACGACAACGGCGGCCCGUUGCACAUCAAGGACGCCCCUCGCCUACAGCUCAUUGGCGUUCAAUCCUUCACAGGAUCCAAUUUUGGUGGAAGCUGUGACGGUUCUCCUCAAGGCUGGACUAUCGUGGCUCGUGUCAUGCCCUGGAUCACAACGGUGACGGGAAUCACAAGUGGCUAAGCAUUCCGCAGGUCGUUAAACCACACACACCAAUGGCGACAGCCAUUUGAGUUCAUUGAAAUAAAUCAAAAUGCAAAUAGCACAAACAUUUUGACUAUCUAGAACCAGAAUUUAUCCUUCACCUCCCAAAAUUAUGGCUUCCUUUUCCAUAUCAUAAGACAAAGUAU